AUGGGGAAAAAGGUGGAGACGAAGGAGAACAUGACCGAGGAGCAAGAACUGAUGCAGCGCACUGCGUUUGGGAAGGCCUUUUAUGAUCUUACGCAUUCAGAGAGGGUGAUGAAUGAUCUGACAUUUGGACGCCGAGUUGGCCUUUACGAGCUGAGAGGAGAAAUCGGCUCUGGAAACUUCUCCCAGGUUAGAUUGGGGAUCCAUGACCUGACCAAAGAAAGAGUGGCAGUAAAAAUCCUGGACAAGGUGCGGCUGGAUAAGCGAUCACAAGCACUUUUCAGCUCUGAAAUCUCUUGCAUGGAAAAGCUGUCUCACCCCAACAUUGUGCGCCUGUAUGAGGUGGUGGAGACACUCAAGCGGCUCUACCUGGUGAUGGAGUAUGCCAGCGGAGGGGAGCUGUUCUCUCGUAUCAGCACCAGGGGGCGCCUGUCAGACCUGGAAAGCAAGCUUGUAUUUUCCCAGGUUCUGUCUGCAGUCAAGCAUAUGCAUGAUAAUAAUAUUGUGCACAGGGAUCUGAAGGCUGAGAACAUCUUCUACACCAACACCUACUGCAUUAAAGUGGGCGACUUUGGUUUCAGCACGUCCUGCAUUGAUGUCCUUCACACAUUCUGUGGCUCUCCUCCUUAUGCAGCCCCCGAGCUGUUCAAGGAGAAAGGAUACAUUGGUCAAUUUGCAGAUAUCUGGGCGCUGGGUAUCUUGCUUUACUUCAUGGUGACUGCUGCUAUGCCGUUUAAAGCUUCUAACACGAGAAGGCUUAGAUGUUGUAUCCUACAGGGCUCCUUUGCCAUUCCCCCCUAUGUACCUAAUUCAUGCCAGGAGAUCAUUAAGGGCCUCCUGAGACCGAUUCCUGUAGAUCGCCUCACUGUGGCACAGAUCAUGGACAGUGACUGGAUGAGAGGUAUUGAAUACCCCCAGGCCUACCCAGCUUGUAGCCCUACGCCCCACCACUUAGUCGAGCCAUCUCACAUCCUGAGCGCAGAUGAACUGACUGUGAAGGCAGCGCUGGAAGAUCUUGGCAUCACCAAGAUCCACCUCCUCAACAACAAACUAGACUUAGGAAGCCCCAUUACGGGCGCUUAUCGAAUUUUGCUACACCGCGUCCAAAAGCGGAGGUCUGUAGAAGCUGUGGGCUACACCCAGAUGUGUACCAAAGAGUCCCACAACAGACUCCCAUGGAGAGCAGACUCAGAUAGUCUGCUAAACAAACACCACUCCGUGGUCUGUAUCAUCAUGUAA
This is a messenger RNA of Scatophagus argus, 1236 nucleotides long. Its product is annotated as serine/threonine-protein kinase NIM1. Gene Ontology annotation, biological process: microtubule cytoskeleton organization; protein phosphorylation; intracellular signal transduction. The record is from RefSeq and is a predicted model, not a curated record. The transcript is spliced from 3 exons. NCBI's taxonomy places the organism in Eukaryota, Metazoa, Chordata, Actinopteri, Scatophagidae. Gene Ontology annotation, molecular function: tau-protein kinase activity; ATP binding; protein serine/threonine kinase activity. The coding region runs from base 1 to 1236 and encodes 411 amino acids. Gene Ontology annotation, cellular component: cytoplasm.